Messenger RNA from Spea bombifrons (plains spadefoot toad), 9745 nucleotides. RefSeq names its product piezo type mechanosensitive ion channel component 2 (gene PIEZO2). NCBI's taxonomy places the organism in Eukaryota, Metazoa, Chordata, Amphibia, Anura, Pelobatidae. The coding region runs from base 154 to 8652 and encodes 2832 amino acids. Gene Ontology annotation, biological process: cellular response to mechanical stimulus; regulation of membrane potential; detection of mechanical stimulus. The transcript has 56 exons. Gene Ontology annotation, molecular function: monoatomic cation channel activity; mechanosensitive monoatomic ion channel activity. Gene Ontology annotation, cellular component: plasma membrane. The record is from RefSeq and is a predicted model, not a curated record.
GGAGACUGGUGACACCACAGCACAGCUUGCCCCAAAACAAUGCCAGUGUGCGUGAGCUCUGCCCUUGGCUGGACAUAAGGGUUAUGGGAAUCCAGUAGCGGGCAGACAUCGCUUUUAGCUUUUGAUCGCGAGUUACUAAACGUCCUUGGCGUGAUGGCAUCGGAAGUGGUGUGUGGGCUCAUCUUCAGACUGCUUCUCCCAAUCUGCCUUCUUGUUGCAUGCAUGUUCCGGUACAAUGGAAUAUCAUUCGUCUACCUCAUCUAUCUCUUGCUCAUUCCUUUAUUUGCUGAACCUACCAAAACAACAAUGCAAGGGCACACAGGACGAUUAUUAAAAUCCUUGUGUUUCACCAGUCUGUCCUUCCUGCUGCUGCACAUCAUCUUUCAAAUCACAGUAAAUAGCCUUGAAGCCAGAAAAAACAUUGAACCAAAUUUUAACUGUUCGACGUGGGAAAAAACAAUACGCCAGAUAGGUUUUGAAAGUGUGAAGGGGUCAGAUGCUGGCAAUGGAAUUCGAGUGUUUGCUCCCGACAUUGGCGUGUUUAUUGCCAGCUUGGCUUCAUGGAUAUUUUGUAGGAAACUUGUUUUCAAAACGGUUACUGAAGAUGAUGCGCAAUACAACACAGAGUUUGUAAAUGAAGAAAUGGCUGAAGCAGGAAAGAUGGAGAUGGAUGAUGAAUUAAUGUAUGGGGAAGACCUUGAUGGAGAAUAUGAUGGGAUUGAAGGGGACGAGGAAAGUGCAAAAAUGAAGCUUCUUCGCAAGAUUGCCUCACUUGCUUCAAGACUUAAAGAGAUUAUUGGCAACAUUAUAACCACCGCAGGAAAAGUAGUUAUUACAAUUUUACUUGGUAUAACAGGCAUGAUGCUGCCUUCCCUGACCUCAGCUGUUUAUUUCUUUGUAUUUUUGGGUCUAUGCACAUGGUGGUCCUGUUGCCGAGUAUUUGAUCCGCUGAUAUUCAGCUGUCUAUGUGUAUUAAUGGCCAUAUUUAGUGCAGGGCACUUGAUCGGACUUUAUCUAUACCAAUUGCAGUUUUUUCAAGAGAUUAUUCCACCAGACGAUUUCUAUGCCAGGUUAUUUGGUGUCACGUCAUUAGUUCAAACAAACUGCUCCAGCACAUGGAAGUUCAUAGCAAACCCCAGUUUGAGAUGGUACCAUCACACCAACCCUGUUAUGCUGUUAAUAUUAUAUUAUACACUGGCCACCCUCAUUCGUCUCUGGCUGCAGGAACCUGUCAUAAACAAUGAAGAAAAUGAGGAAAAUGAGGAAGAAGAGAAAGAGGAUGACUAUAAUUCAAGACCCAUGACUGCGGAGAGAAGGCGUAGUCUGUGGUAUGAGAGCCACUACACCACAGAUGAAAGAAAACUUCUUUCCAUGACCAGGGAUGAAUACCAGCCAUCUGAUGUUUUGCUCGUAACAGUUAAUGGCACACCUGUAGAUUACCAUACCAUUCAUGCAGCACUUCCUAUGGAGAACGGGCCGACUAAAAUCGAUAUGUACUCUACACCACAAUAUAAAUGGGACCAUGCAGAAGAAACCUCAGAAAAGAAAGAAGAGGAAGAGGUAGAAGAAGAAUGUGAAGAAGUUGUUUCUCAAGCAAAAGAAAACCCCAAAGUGCAUGCAAUGGUUGUGGUGUUUCAAUUUAUUAUGAAGCAAAGUUACAUAUGUGCACUAAUUUCAAUGAUGGCUUGGAGUAUCACCUACCACAGUUGGCUAACCUUUGUGUUGCUAAUUUGGUCUUGUGCACUUUGGAUGAUCCGUAAUAGGAGGAAGUAUGCCAUGAUUAGCUCGCCCUUCAUGGUGAUCUAUGGGAAUUUGCUUUUGAUUUUACAAUACAUAUGGAGCAUAGAGUUACAUGAUGAACUUCCUGAAGUUUCAGGUGUUCUUGAGCGAAAGAGCCCAGAAGAACUUGCUUCAAAGAUAAUUUUCACAGUUACUUUUUGGCUUUUGCUCAGGCAACAUCUUACUGAGCAAAAAGAAGAAAAAAUAAAAGAGACAACCCUGUCAGAGAUAAAGGUGGGAAGCCAAGAAAAGGAGGAACUGUCGGAACCACUGGAAGAAGAAGAAGUAGAUGAGAAUGAUAUUAUGAAGGUGCUGGGAAACCUUGUGAUGGCAAUGUUUGUCAAAUACUGGAUUUAUGUCUGUGGUGGCAUGUUCUUCUUUGUCAGCUUUGAGGGAAAGAUAGUAAUGUACAAAAUUAUCUACAUGAUGCUCUUCCUGUUCUGUGUGGCUCUGUAUCAGGUACACUAUGAAUGGUGGAGGAGAAUUUUAAAAUAUUUCUGGAUGUCGGUUGUUGUUUACACCAUGUUGGUGCUUGUAUUCAUUUACACAUACCAGUUUAAAUCUUUUCCUCCCCUUUGGAUGAACAUGACUGGAUUAGACGAAGGAAAGCUAGCAGAUCUUGGUUUAGAAAGAUUUAAUCUGACUGAUCUAUUCACGCGUAUAUUUAUCCCAACUUCUUUUCUGUUGGUGUGUAUAUUGCACCUUCAUUAUUUUCACGAUCAUUUCCUCCAGCUAACUGACCUCAAGGCCGUAACCAGCAAACAGGACAACACUAUUUAUAGCCAUGCCAAAGUUAAUGGUCGUGUUUACCUAAUAAUAAAUAGCAUCAAGAAAAAAAUCCCAUUUCACCAAAAUGAAUUGGUGCACCCAGAAGGAAGUUUGGCUGAUAUAACCAUGAUGAACUUAACUACAGAAUCGGAAAUGUUAGCGGAGAAACAAGAGAAACAAUUGGAAGUGUACGCAGGAGAGAAGGAUCAUGACCAGGAUUCAGAUGAUGAGUGGGGCAAAGGGAGUGACAAGCAAAAGGGUGAUACAGAUGAAGAAGAGGAAGGUGAUGAAGAAGAAUCAGAAGAAGAGGAAACAACAGAUUCCAAAAACAAAUGGCACCUAGUCAUUGACCGCUUGACCGUCCUUUUUCUAAAGUUUUUGGAAUAUUUCCAUAAGAUGCAGGUCUUUGUGUGGUGGAUUUUGGAACUUCACAUAAUAAAGAUUGUUUCCUCAUACAUUAUCUGGGUCACUGUGAAGGAGGUUUCCCUACUAAAUUAUGUGUUUUUGAUCGCAUGGGCUUUUGCUCUGCCCUAUUCACAGUUCCGGCCUUUAGCAUCAAGUGUUUGCACGGUCUGGACAUGCGUUAUCAUUGUAUGCAAAAUGUUGUACCAGCUUUCAUCUAUCGAACCUCUAAGCUUUUCUAGCAACUGUACACUCCCAUUUCCCAAUCAAACUAAUGUGGAAAACAGAACAGAACUCAUGAUCUCAGCUCUGUAUAGGGCACCCAUCGAUCCAUCCGGAUGGGUAGGACUAAGAAAAUCGGAACCUCUACUUGCUUAUUUAAGGAACAAUUUACUCAUGUUGGCCAUAUUAGCCUUUGAAGUAACUAUUUACCGGCAUCAGGAGUAUUACAGAUGUAGAAACAAUAUCACUGCACCUGCCACUAAAACAAUCUUUCAUGAUAUCACAAGAAGACACCUGGAUGAUGGACUCAUCAACUGUGCCAAGUAUUUCGUAAACUACUUUUUCUACAAGUUUGGUUUGGAGACUUGUUUCUUAUUGUCUGUUAAUGUAAUUGGCCAAAGGAUGGACUUAUUUGCUAUGAUUCACGCAUUUUGGCUGUUUGUUGUAUUGUACCGGCGGAGAAGAAAAGCCAUUGCAGAGACCUGGCAUAGGUACUGCUGCUUUCUUGCUUGCAUUAUUACAUUCCAGUACUUCAUAUGUAUUGGCAUACCUCCAGCUCCAUGUAAAGAUUACCCUUGGAGACACCCUGGAGCCAAAUUUAACUCCAAUUUAAUAAAGUGGUUAUACUUUCCAGACUUCAUUGUGAGACCUAACCCUGUAUUUCUUGUCUAUGAUUUUAUGUUGUUACUCUGCGUCUCCCUUCAAAGAGAAGUGUUUGAGGAUGAGAACAAGGCAGCGGUGCGGAUCAUGGCUGGAGACAAUGUGGAAAUUUGUAUGAAUCUUGAUGCUGCCUCAUUUAGUCAGCACAACCCGGUUCCCGACUUCAUUCACUGCAGGUCGUAUUUGGACAUGUGUAAAGUGAUCAUCUUUAGUUACCUCUUCUGGUUCGUGCUCACCAUCAUUUUCAUUACUGGAACCACACGGAUCAGUAUAUUCUGCAUGGGGUACCUGGUUGCUUGUUUCUACUUCCUCUUGUUUGGUGGAGAUUUGUUACUGAAGCCUAUACGAAGCAUCCUGCGCUACUGGGAUUGGCUGAUUGCCUACAACGUCUUUGUCAUAACAAUGAAAAAUAUACUCUCAAUAGGAGCAUGUGGCUACAUUGAAUCACUAAUCAAAAACAGUUGCUGGUUAAUUCAGGCAUUCAGUCUGGCCUGUACAGUGAAAGGCUAUCGCAUCCCUGAAAAUACUGAGAACUGUCAAUUGCCGAGUGGGGAAGCUGGAAUCAUAUGGGAUAGCAUAUGUUUUGCAUUCCUUUUAUUACAAAGAAGAGUAUUUAUGAGUUAUUACUUCUUACAUGUGGUGGCAGACAUCAAGUCUUCACAGAUUCUUGCUUCAAGAGGUGCUGAACUUUUUCAGGCAACAAUUGUCAAGGCCGUGAAGGCUCGAAUUGAAGAAGAAAAAAAGUCCAUGGACCAACUCAAAAGACAGAUGGACCGCAUUAAAGCCAGGCAAGAAAAAUAUAAAAAAGGUAAAGAGAGAAUGCUAAGUCUUGUUCAGGAAUCAGGAGAAGGACAAGCCAUUCAUAAGGCUGAAGAGGAUGAUGAAGGAGAAGCAGACAAAGAGAAGGCCAAGGGCAAAAAAAAGCAGUGGUGGCGGCCUUGGGUUGACCAUGCUUCCAUGGUCAGAAGCGGUGAUUAUUAUUUAUUUGAGACGGACAGCGAAGAGGAGGAAGAAGAUGAUAAAAAAGAUGACGAUGACAUAAGAAAAAAAUCUGCUUUCCAGAGAGCUAUUGGAAAGUUUGCUUCCGCCAUUUUAGCCUUACCCAAGUCUGUCAUUAAACUGCCUAAAACAAUUCUUCAGUAUUUAAUCAGAGCUGCAAAGUUUAUUUAUCAAGCAUGGAUUACAGAUCCAAAAACCGCUCUUAGACAGCGACAUAAGGAGAGCAAAGAAGAGAAGAAGAAGAGGGAGAUGAGACGGAAAGGAAUUGUGGAAGGGCACAUUAUAAUAGAAUGUGAAGAGAAAGAUGACGAUCAGGAUCAUGGCAAGAAGAAAUCUGAUGGACCAGAUAAUAUCAUCAAAAGAAUAUUUAACAUCUUGAAGUUCACAUGGGUCCUUUUUCUUGCCACGAUUGAUAGUUUUACAGCGUGGUUAAACUCCAUUUCACGGGAACACAUUGACAUUUCCACAGUAUUACGAAUGGAGCGUUGCAUGCUGACAAGAGAGAUAAAAAAGGGCAAUGUUCCGACCCGGGAGAGCAUUCAUAUGUAUUAUCAGAACCAUAUAAUGAUGAACCUUUCAAGAGAGUCGGGGCUAGACAGGAUAGAUGACCAACCUGGCACAGCAUCCAGUCACCAAAACCACAGCAAGAUGGCAAGUAAAAGGAUGGAUAGUGUAGACUCUCAUGAUAGCAUAUCCAGCUGCUACACUGAAGCCACCAUGCUGUUCUCAAGGCAGUCCACGCUUGAUGAUUUAGAUGGACCAGACACUGUACCAAAAACAAGUGAACGUGUACGACCUAGGCUUCGUAAAAUGUACAGCAUGGACAUGUCUUCCUCAUCUGCUGACAGUGGCAGUAUAGCGUCAAGUGAACCAACUCAGUGUACCAUGGUCUAUUCACGUCAGGGGACAACAGAAACUAUUGAAGAAGCAGAUGAUGAACAGGAGGCAGAAAGAAAAAGUCCAACUAGAUUAGAGCCAGAGGAAGAAUAUUGUCUAGACUUGGAAGCUUCCAGUUACACUCCUGAUACAGAGUUGCCUCUUUAUGCUACAACAGAAGGUGAUAUUCCACCAUCGUACAGUAAAGCUGUCAGCUUUGAACAACUUUCAUUUCAAUCCCAGGACGAAUCUGCGGAUAAUAAUAUGAUGGUUUUAAGUCCAGAUGAAAGUCGCAUUGACAAACUGCACGAUACAAUAUUGCCUCCUCUUACACAUGAGCUAACUGCAAGCGAAUUGCUUCUAAACAAGAUGUUUCAAGAUGAAGAAUUAGAAGACUCAGACAAAUUUUAUGAUUGUCAGCCUCGCUCGCUUCUGCUUAUAUAUGCUCUGUACAAUACAUUGGUGGCCAGAUCAGAAAUGGUUUGUUAUUUUGUGAUUAUUCUUAAUCACAUGGUUUCUGCUUCAAUGAUCACCUUGGUGUUGCCUAUCCUUAUAUUCCUUUGGGCUAUGUUAUCUGUCCCGAGGCCUAGUAAGCGGUUUUGGAUGACAGCCAUUGUGUAUACAGAGGUUACAAUCGUUAUCAAAUAUUUCUUUCAAUUUGGAUUCUUCCCUUGGAAUAAAAAUGUGGAUUACACAAAGGAUAAACCGUACCAUGUUGCAAACAUUAUUGGCGUUGAGAAGAAGGAAGGCUAUGUGCACUAUGAUCUGGUCCAACUCUUGGCACUGUUUUUCCACAGAUCUAUUUUAAAGUGUCAUGGUCUUUGGGAUGAAGAUGACACCACAGAAAACGGAACACACAAAGAUGACACAGAUGAUGAGCUCUCAGAUGCAUCGGGCAGAAGAGAUUCCGUUGGUUCGUUGAAGUCAGUCAACCUCGCAGCUUCAGCUGAAUCCAUCCAUGUUCAUUUCCCUGAGGAAAAGGCAGUCAUUAGGAGGAAGAGCUCUAGCAGUGGUUCCCAUGUGUCCCGCCGGUCCAGUUAUUCGUCACACAGGUCUAAGAGAGGAAGCACCAGUACUCGAAACAGUAGCCAGAAAGGUAGCAGUGUAUUAAGCAUAAAGCAGAAGUCCAGAAAAGAGCUGCUAUUGGAAAAACUCAGAGAGCAACUUAUAAAAGCCAAAGCAUUUACUAUUAAGACGACACUACAGAUCUAUUUGCCAAUCAAACAGUUCUUCUACAAUCUCAUCCAUCCGGAUUACAGUGCUGUGACUGAUGUCUAUGUUCUAAUGUUCCUUGCAGACACUGUUGACUUUAUCAUAAUAGUGUUUGGUUUUUGGGCUUUUGGAAAACAUUCGGCUGCUGCGGACAUUACUUCUUCGCUCUCAGAAGAUCAGGUACCAGAGGCUUUCCUAGUCAUGGUGCUCAUUCAAUUUGGAACCAUGGUUGUGGAUCGUGCACUUUAUCUCAGAAAAACAGUCAUGGGAAAAGUCAUUUUCCAAGUUAUCCUUGUGUUUGGAAUACAUUUCUGGAUGUUUUUCAUCUUGCCUGGGGUAACAGACAGGAGGUUCAGCCAGAACACCGUUGCUCAGCUAUGGUAUUUUGUGAAGUGUAUUUAUUUUGGUUUAUCCGCAUAUCAGAUACGAUGUGGGUAUCCAACCAGAGUGCUUGGCAACUUCCUCACGAAGAGCUACAAUUAUGUCAACUUGUUCUUGUUUCAAGGCUUUCGUCUGGUUCCUUUUUUAACUGAGCUGCGAGCUGUCAUGGACUGGGUAUGGACUGACACCACACUUAGCCUUUCCAGUUGGAUCUGCGUGGAGGACAUUUAUGCUCAUAUAUUUAUCCUAAAAUGCUGGCGGGAGUCAGAAAAAAGGUAUCCUCAGCCAAGAGGUCAAAAGAAAAAAAAAGUUGUGAAAUACGGGAUGGGAGGAAUGAUUGUGGUUCUUUUAAUUUGCAUUGUCUGGUUCCCGUUGCUCUUCAUGUCCCUAAUUAAAUCAGUGGCUGGUGUUACCAACAAGCCUCUGGAUGUGUCCAUUAAAAUAACACUUGGAGGUUAUCAGCCUAUUUUUACCAUGAGUGCUCAACAGAACCAGCUUAGAGAAAUGGAACGGCAUGAAUUUAAAAGGUUUUUAGGCGAUUUUGGGAAAAAUACACCUGCUCUGCAGUUUCUGGAGAGUUAUGGAAAAGAAGAUAUCACUAUAGCAGAACUGGAAGGAAAUUCUAAUUCUUUAUGGACCAUCAGCCCUCCAAGCAGGAAUAUGAUGAUUCAAGGACUACUGGAAUUGAAUUUUGAUUUCUCACUUGUUGUUUCAUGGUCUGUUCAGAGAAAUAUGACUCUUGGGGCUAAAGCAGAGGUCGCUGCUGAAAAAUAUACAGUUUUGUUGCCAAAUGAUACUCGAAUAGAACUUGCCGAAAUGAUGAAUUCGUCACGAUCAAAAGUUAUUCUUCGAGGUGUUUAUCCAUGGUACAUCAAAGCACCGAGUGACUCAACUGCAAAACCCAUCUUGCAACUUCUGGAUGAUCAACAGUUUGUAAAUAUUACUCUUUCACUGAACAGAAAAGAUACAAAAGAAGGCACGCAAGAGUGGUGGGUUGUUAAUCAACCUUUAAAGAAGUUCAACCAAGGAGAUGGUCUACAGCUGUUUGUAUUCAGUGAUAAAGUCAGUCCGCCUAGUCUUGGAUUUUUAGCUGGCUAUGGAAUAAUGGGACUUUACGCCUCUGUGGUACUUGUGAUUGGAAAGUUUGUGCGGGAGUUCUUCAGUGGAAUAUCUCACUCCAUCAUGUUUGAAGAGCUACCAAAUGUAGACCGUAUCCUAAAACUGUGCACAGACAUUUUCUUAGUAAGAGAGACUGGUGAGCUAGAACUGGAGGAAGAUCUGUAUGCCAAAUUAAUAUUCCUGUACCGCUCACCAGAAACUAUGAUCAAAUGGACAAGGGAAAAAAAUAAAUAACAUCCACAAACUAAAUAAAGAAUUCAGUUGAAUACAUCUGAAUUGUUAAAAAAGCACAAUAUUAUCAUAGCUCUUAUAAGAGCUUGGACUCUUGCAAUGAAGAAACAGUGUUUCCUCUCCAAAAGAUCGCAACAAGUUCAUGCCUAUGGAUUGACCAAUUCUUUUUGAAAUUGAAGGAUGAGGAUGAAGAAGUCUAAUUAUUUCGUUUGGGUCUGAAGCCACCAAAAUCACAGUAAUUGUAUUUGAAAGACUUGGUCAACACAUAUUGUCCGGUCAAUAUGUUGAGGCCUAAGGAAAGAAAACACUCCCAAGAACUCAAAGAUAGACUUUAUAAGUUCUUCUUCUGAUGAAGUGACAUCUGUUGGAAUGUGCAAUAUGCUGCUUUAUAUGUCCCUAAACCUUGAAAUGGAAUUCCUAUAAGGCAUCAUUGUGUUUAGACAAUGCAGCAAAGAUGUUAAAAUGGUCGCAAACAUCUUGUUUUAGAAGAAAAGCAGAUUAUUUAUGCAUUACAGCCUCUUCGGACAUAACAGAAGCUAAAGACACAUUACAAAAACAGACAAAAAGACAAUCUUGUUAACUGCCUUAUUUUUAUUUGUACAGUCCAAAAAAAUCCAUUGAUCCUUAAAGACAUUUUUCUCAGGAAAACAAAAAACAUAGAAUUAAAAAAAAAAAAGACAAAAAUAUAGGGAGUGGUUAAGGCCAUUUUCCAUGACUAUUAAAUUGGGAAAAAAAAUGACUAUAUAAGAACUGGCUACAAUGCAUGUCUUCAUAGGUCUCCUUUCUAGACAUUUGACAUUUUGCUUCCAUUUUUAAAUGUAAAAAAUGUUUACAUGACUUAUUCAUAAAAUUUGUACUACAUUUAAAACUGCUUUUUAGGUCCUAAGUUAUUGAUCAUAAUCCAUCACCACCUUUUCCAAAAAUGGCUUUUCUUAAUUUAUUAUUACUGUAGAUCACUCGAGCUAUCAAUGAGGAAACAUUUAGCAUGAACAUUAGAAUCACAACAUGAGAGAAGCAUAUUGGUAAAGAGAGGGACAGCGGACUUUAAAACAGAUUGUUAUUUGCCCUAAAGUUAUACUGUGCACUACUCAACCCA